UAUUGCUUUUGCUUGAGACUUUUUAAGAUUUGGAAUAAUAUUUUUCUGUAGACACUGUUAAUUAAUGCUUCUGGUAUUAACCGUGAAUAUCUUAAAUAGAUAGCAGUGAAAAAAUGGCAAUGAAUGGAAUUUUGAAUAAGGUGAAAAAAGUAUUAAAUGUCUUCUAUGUACAACAGAGUCCCUGUGGCCACUCUAGCCGUGUGGUGAAAUGUUGGAGAUGGAACAUAAAUGAUAUUUUUGAUAAUCGUCAUAGUAAAUAUGCAGUAGUAGUUUUAAAUCGUACAAUUACCCAAAAUCGUGAGGUUAUCAAGCGAGUUUGGAAUAAUGGAUGUUUACUUUUAGCUUCAUUAAGGAUGACAGUAGAUGGAGGGACAGUGCAUUGGGAUAAAUUUGUCAAAAGUUUACCAGAAAAUGAACAAAAGAUAAUGAAGCUGCCAGACAUGAUAACUGGAGACUUUGAUUCAAUCACUAAGGACAUUCUGCAGAAGUAUAAAAAUCAAGGUUGUAAGACAAUACACACUCCAAACCAAGAGCAUACAGAUUUCACGAAGGCAUUGAUUGAGCUCAAGAAUUAUUGUGAGGAGCAUAAAACAAAGAUGGAUGACGUCAUAGCUAUAGCACAGAGUUCAGGCAGAAUAGACCAAAUUCUAGGCAACAUUCAAACAUUGUAUCUAGCCAAAGAAAAUAAUUUAGUCCAUUCAAAUACUGCAGUCUAUAUAAUGUCAGAUGACACUCUAUCUUGGCUUCUUCAACCAGGAGAUCAUAUAAUAGACAUUCCAGAAGAAAGUAGAAAACAUAAAAGGGGUUGGUGCUCUUUGGUACCUGUAGGAGGGGCCUGUGCUAAUGUUACCACUAAUGGCCUCAAGUGGAAUCUAGACAAUCAAGAGCUGAAGUUCGGUAAACUGGUGAGCACUUCAAACGCUUUCGACGGGUCUGAAUUAGUGAAAAUUAAGUGCAGUCAUAUAAUUCUGUGGUCCAUGAAAGUCCCUAGUUUAGCAAGUGAAUAAGUAAACAAUUCAAUUUUGUGGAUUGCUAACGAACGUGGCUUCGUUAUACAGUUUUAUGUGUUUUAAUACUUACGUAUGAGUAAAUACUCACAAUGGUAAUGAUAUUAAUUGCAUGAUAAUUUAUAGGUUCCUUUUUUUUUAAAGAAUGACGUAUACCACUCUGUUGGGGGAACGGAGUGGGGGGUAAUGCACGCACUAAUAAAUUGUGUCCUCGAUGAACUUCUAGGCGGUCACAGUAAAUAUAUUAAAGCAUUAUGGAAACUAUAAA
Molecule: messenger RNA, 1275 nt
Organism: Pararge aegeria (speckled wood butterfly)
Lineage: Eukaryota; Metazoa; Arthropoda; Insecta; Lepidoptera; Nymphalidae
Product: thiamin pyrophosphokinase 1
Exons: 7
Coding region: 114-1007 (297 amino acids)
Biological process (GO): thiamine diphosphate biosynthetic process; thiamine metabolic process
Molecular function (GO): thiamine binding; ATP binding; thiamine diphosphokinase activity
Source: RefSeq, a predicted model, not a curated record